Messenger RNA from Bipolaris zeicola 26-R-13, 735 nucleotides. RefSeq lists its product as uncharacterized. The record is from RefSeq and is a predicted model, not a curated record. The coding region runs from base 1 to 735 and encodes 244 amino acids. Gene Ontology annotation, molecular function: phosphatase activity. NCBI's taxonomy places the organism in Eukaryota, Fungi, Ascomycota, Dothideomycetes, Pleosporales, Pleosporaceae. The transcript has 5 exons. Gene Ontology annotation, cellular component: cytoplasm.
AUGGCACCCAAGAUUCAUCUCGUUCGCCACGCGCAAGGAGAGCACAAUGCGACACGCGACUACAGCAUUCGCGAUGCAGUACUAACGGCCAAAGGCAAGGAGCAGUGUCGGGCCCUCAGCGCAGCGUUUCAACACCACGAUGAGAUAGAGACAGUGUUUGCGUCUCCACUGCGGCGGACAAUCCAGACGGCAGCGCUUAGUUUUGGACGGGUGCUGUCGCGGCCAGAAGUACCGUUUGUGCUGCUACCGGCGCUGCAGGAGGUCAGCAACAUUGGAUGCGACGUAGGGCUGGCGGAUAGUGCGGCUGAUUUGCAGCGACUACUGCCUGAUUUGUUCGAGGCCGGAGAGAUUGAUUUUGAUCUCAGCAAGAUUGAUGCGUCUGCGGUAACGCCGGGCUGGAAUUCCAAGGACGGCUACUGGGCGUACGAGAAGACGGCCAUCAGCAAGCGCGCCGCAGACUUGAGGAGCUGGCUAUUCCAGCGGCCAGAAGCCCAGGUGCUGGUGGUGACGCACGGGGCGUUUGCGCAUUUUCUGACCGAGGACUGGGACGUUGAAGAUCCCAUGCUGGGCACUGCAUACAAAAAUUGUGAGCAUCGCGUGUUUGUCUUCACGCCUGACUCGACGGCUGCCAAGGCCCAUGUGGAGGAGACGUGGGAGAGCAGACGCGGUAGAAGCACGGUAGAAGUCGAAAAGGACCCGCACGUCGUCGAUGAGUUCCUGACUACGGCUGCGUAG